CGUUAGCGGAAUUGUGCCUCUAUUAUCACAACGCUGGAAUGCUUUCCCCCAGUCCAGUCCUGGGCUAUGACCAGAGUACUGUCUGUCUCUGCAGUUGUCUAAUUUGCAUGCCAUAUAAACGGAAUAAAAGAAGUGUGUGACUAGCUUCUUUGGCCAGGGAUUUGCAAAACUUGUUUUGGGGACUUGAGAGAAUUGCAUUCCUUUAAUAACAUAAUGCUUCACAAUGCAUGUUUUUAUUUUUCUGUUGAAAGGACCUUCCUAACUAUUUUCCAAACUAUUCCACCGAAUGCCUAUCAGCGUGGUUUACUUUGGGGUGAGAGAGUAUCUGCCACACUAGGGGACCAAAGGAGAAGAGAGGAAAACCCACCACGGAGGGGGCUGGAGAGGCUGCUCUUCUGGACUCCUCAGGCUGUGCUCUGGGCCCACGGAGCCUGUGGCCUGGAGCUCUUACCUUCCCUACAGACCGAUGGAAUCUCAGGAAUCUACACCCGGCAGCCAGUCAGGGGAGAGCUGUUCCUUGGAUCUACCCACAGCGUGUGACAUCAGAGGUUGUGAAGCGUCCCAGAGAGCCAUCCAGGGAGCCAGCAGCAAGUGGCCACGUUCUCUGGAAAGCUGUUCUUUCCCUUAUUCUUCAACUGCUGAUUCAGGUAGCAGUUCUCUAAGUGCUGAGCAAAAAGGCUCCUGGGACUCCGAGACCUGGCUUGAUCCUUCUGUGAAAGGACAGUUGGAGACCUGCGAAGAGGAUGAUGGGCUUCGGAAAUCCCUGGACAGAUUCUAUGAAGCGUUUGUCCAUCCGCUGACAGGCACUGAGGAUCAGCUCUCUGCACCUGUGUGCCAGUGCCUGUCUCAGACGAUCUCUGAGCUCCAGGGCCAGGAGAGCAAAAAGUAUUCUCUCCGAAGUUUCCAGAUGGCCCGGGUCAUCUUCAACAGGGACGGCUGCUCUGUCUUACAGCGGCAUUCCAGGGAAACCCGCUUCUACCCUCUGGAGCGAGGAGGCAGCUCUGUGGAUGAUGAGGAGCCCACCCCAGGACUGUCCAGGGAGAUCAUUCAUUUCCUCCUGGAGACUGCACUGAAAGACUCCUAGGUGGGGCUAGUGUGAAAGCAGGCACUGCCUGGCCCUCAGAGUCCCUGGGUGGGUGGGGCUCCUCCCGGCAGCUUUCUGUUUCCAGCCAUUAGCUACAAGCUUUGCAGGUAGAGGCUGCACCAGACCUGGUGGCCUGUCCGUGUGCCAUCCCACCGCUCACCUUAGUCAAGGCUGCUACUGACUUACCUAGGGUUGAAUCCCAGCCCAGCUUCUUCAGAGUGCUCUCCUGGGACACGGCCAGGGCUGGGACUUUGGCAGGAAAUCACUUCCCUGCUUGGCUUCAUCCCUCCUCCUGCUCACCCACUGAUGUCUCUGCGACCUUUUCUUAAUAAACCUCUUCUAUCUGCAACCUUGCCUCAGUCUACUCCUGGGAGAACAAGCCUCAGAGGACAAGCUUCUGGGAGAUGAGUGUUUUGAGGAUAUACAUUUCCGUGCUGAAUCAAGGGUAACAAUUACACAGAAUUGUAAGUGAGGACCAACAGACUGGCCUAGAGCAUUGUAAAGAUUUGACUAUGCUUCCAAAACAGUAUGUCACAUCUUAAUCAUACUGGUGGCUCCUCUCCAAAGCCAGAAUUCCCUGUUUUAUACUGACAGUGGGGAGGGAACA
Psammomys obesus (fat sand rat) is the source of this 1691-nucleotide messenger RNA. RefSeq names its product shieldin complex subunit 1 (gene Shld1). NCBI's taxonomy places the organism in Eukaryota, Metazoa, Chordata, Mammalia, Rodentia, Muridae. The record is from RefSeq and is a predicted model, not a curated record. The transcript is spliced from 3 exons. Gene Ontology annotation, cellular component: site of double-strand break. Bases 467 to 1084 code for a protein of 205 amino acids. Gene Ontology annotation, biological process: negative regulation of double-strand break repair via homologous recombination; positive regulation of isotype switching; positive regulation of double-strand break repair via nonhomologous end joining.